AUGUCAAUGGGGAGGAAAAACGCCUCGUCUGAGGGCUUCGAGCACAUACUGGAGAAUAGGAAACAUUGUGAGGAGGUUUUCCCAAUUCUAUCAAAGCUAAAAAUACACUUAAAAAUACACACAGGAGAGAAUCUUUAUUCCUGCACUGAUUGUGAGAAGAGAUUCACAACAUCACAGGCUCUGACAGUUCAUCAGAAAGUGCACAGUGGAGAGAAGCCUUACUCCUGCUUUGUCUGUGGGGAGAGUUUCUCUCAACUGGGCCACUUAAAAACACACCAUCGAAUACACACAGGAGAGAAGCCAUACUACUGCUUUGACUGUGGGGAGAGUUUCUCUCAACAGGGCCACUUAAAAACACACCAACGAAUACACACAGGAGAGAAGCCUUACUCCUGCUCCGACUGUGGAAAGAGUUUCUCUCAAUUGGGCAGCUUAAAAACACACCAACGUAUACACACAGGAGAGAAGCCUUACUCCUGCUCUUACUGUGGGGAGAGUUUCUCUCAACUGGGCAACUUAAAAACACACCAACGUAUACACACAGGAGAGAAGCCUUUCUCCUGCUCUGACUGUGGGAAGAGCUUCACAACAUCACAAGCUCUGACCGUUCAUCAGAGAGUGCACACAGGAGAGAAGCCUUACUUCUGCUCUGAAUGUGGAAAGAGUUUCUCCCAAUUGGAUAUGUUAAAAUGUCACCAGCGAAUACAUACAGGAGAGAAGCCUUACUCCUGCUCUGACUGUGGAAAGAGUUUCUCCCAACUGGGCAACUUAGAAGCACACCAACGUAUACACACAGGAGAGAAGCCUUACGCCUGCUCUGACUGUGGGAAGUGCUUCACAACAUCAGCUGAGCUAAAGGUUCAUCAAAGAGCACACACAGGAGAGAAGCCUUACACCUGUUCUGACUGUGGAAAGAGUUUCUCACGAUUGGAUAUGUUAAAAUGUCAUCAGCGAAUACAUACAGGAGAGAAGCCUUACUCCUGCUCUGACUGUGGAAAGCGUUUCUCCCAACUGGGCAACUUAGAAGCACACCAACGUAUACACACAGGAGAGAAGCCUUAUUCCUGCUCUGACUGUGGGAAGAGUUUCUCCCGAUUGGAUACCUUAAAACGCCACAAAUGUAUACAUAAAGGAGAGAAGCCUCAUCAGUUCUCUCAGACCAGCUAAGAUUAAAGUUGUUCCAUCACUUAAAGAUGCACUAUGCAGAAAUCACUCCGCAAUUUCCUGGUUGUUAAAAUUCUUAUGGUUCUAAAAGCCUCCAGUUUGUGACAAAACAAGCAGUCAUUGUGUAGUGAGUCAUUGUACCAUCUAGACCGCUGUGAAAUAUAUAUUUUCCAUAACAAAAAUAUUGUAUUUUCAGCUGUUUUGAAGCUGGUGUACAAUAACGAAAGUAUCAAACCCAAAAACGAAACUUCAGAUCGGAAACCAUAGAAAUAGCGCACAUAGAACAGAUCUACCGCUUCUUAGACUGAGAAAAUAUUUUCAAACCCCACUAUGCCUCCGAAGGUUAGCAAUGCUAACAAAGUCUCAUAGAGAAUGCUAACUAUAUAAAUGCUAACGAGCGAAUUGCUAAGAUUUUAUACAUUCUCUGACCUAAACUAUUUUCAGGACCGACAUCCCAGCUCAUAAAGUUAUACAAAUAACAAAAAAAUGCUACUCCCAGUUAGCUGCACGCAAAAAACUAAUAUUAGACAGCAAGGCUCUUUAUCCAGGAGGGGAGUCUCUGCUGUUACCAAGCAAAGCUUG
This is a messenger RNA of Coregonus clupeaformis (lake whitefish), 1746 nucleotides long. RefSeq names its product zinc finger protein 239-like. The transcript has 2 exons. The coding region runs from base 1 to 1167 and encodes 388 amino acids. The record is from RefSeq and is a predicted model, not a curated record. NCBI's taxonomy places the organism in Eukaryota, Metazoa, Chordata, Actinopteri, Salmoniformes, Salmonidae. Gene Ontology annotation, biological process: negative regulation of transcription by RNA polymerase II; regulation of immune system process; regulation of cytokine production.